Neurospora tetrasperma FGSC 2508 is the source of this 1176-nucleotide messenger RNA. RefSeq lists its product as uncharacterized. Gene Ontology annotation, biological process: regulation of transcription by RNA polymerase II. Gene Ontology annotation, molecular function: transcription factor binding. The record is from RefSeq and is a predicted model, not a curated record. Lineage: Eukaryota; Fungi; Ascomycota; Sordariomycetes; Sordariales; Sordariaceae. The coding region runs from base 1 to 1176 and encodes 391 amino acids. The transcript has 2 exons.
AUGAUCAAAUUGUUCCUAAGUCGUAGCGCUUAUACCUUUUACGUCGCAGAUAGCCCGGAAGAUGCCUCGGACGACCCAGAUGACGGACUGCCCGAAGAUGGCGAAGAGUUGGAAUCACUCCAAGGAGUGGAGGAGGAAGAGCCUCCUGAGAACCCUGAAUGGGUUCAGCCAGGCCCUGACGAACCAGAUGACGAUCCUGGUACUCCACACGCAACGGCGUUGCACAUUGCUGCUAGUUUGGGCCGUGGCGAUCUGGUGGAAUUUUUCGCAGGGAAAAGCGGGAUUUCAAUGAAUGCGACUGACUGCGACGGCCACACCCCGCUCCACUACGCCGCCCACGCUAUGCUCAAGCAUCCUCGGGCAGUUAUUCGUAAGUUGGUGCAGAUGGGCGCAAGACUAGAUGCUCGAUACGAUAUCGAGUUUGGGCUUCUUAUCCGCUCCGUGGUAGGCGGUAGAUGCGCCGUAGCCGUCGAUCUUUUGCAUCUUCGUGCGUAUACACACCUCACCGCGGAGCAACUCGGCUACCUUCUUCAUGCUGCACUCACUCCGGCUGCCUUCUAUAGCUUUGAGAGGGGUAUCUCGAUCGCCAACCUCUCCAGUGCAAGCUAUAGCCGGCGGUCUGUAUUACUUCCCAGGAGUUACAGGGACUCCUACGAUACGGUAUUUCCUGAUUAUACCAGCGACUGCAACAUGGACUUACUGGAGCGACAGGAGCUUGUGCGGCUCCUUGUCAAAGAAUUUGGAGUCGAUGUCAACAGGAUACUACCUGCCUGGCCUGGCGACAAGUUUAACGCGGUGGACAAGAACGGUAAUGAUAUCUUACAAUGCAUCUUCAACUCAAUUUAUUGGGAAGAGCGUCACUAUAUCGAUCUUGCCAACUUCAUCAACAGAUCGCCAUCGGAUUACUGCUACGAGGGUAUUAUACCGGCCAGGAUACCUCAAACCGUGGGCUUCGUUGAGAUGACCAUGCGAUUGCAGUUCGUGGAGGCCUUGUUCGGUGUUGGACGAACUGACGAUGUCAACUUGGUAUGGGGUGAGACCCAGGGGAAAGAGAAGAUUCUAAAAAUCGUGAUUGCCAGAUUGACGGAGAUUCGCCGAAAGCUAAAGACGGGGAGCAAAGAACAGUUUUUGAUGGACGAAUUUCACACGUUCUCCAACUUCUCUGGCGUCUGGUAG